Messenger RNA from Sodiomyces alkalinus F11, 1110 nucleotides. RefSeq lists its product as hypothetical. The coding region runs from base 1 to 1110 and encodes 369 amino acids. NCBI's taxonomy places the organism in Eukaryota, Fungi, Ascomycota, Sordariomycetes, Glomerellales, Plectosphaerellaceae. The transcript has 9 exons. The record is from RefSeq and is a predicted model, not a curated record.
AUGGCGGGUCCCUGUUUGGUUGCCCUUCGCUUUGCUAACAAGCUUGUGUCAAACCGCCCGUCGGGGAGCUUCUCUGGGAGCUCAAGCUUCGAGCUUCAGACGAACCCGCGUGCAGCUCCGAUGUUCAAUCGGGACCAUGCCCUAUUGGGAGCUUUGGUGAUACGAAGGACUCGGUGCAACGCGACAUUAGAAGGUCGAAGGUCGAAGGUCGACGGUCGACGGUCGACGGUGCGAAUAGGGAAAAUACAUAGGAAACGACAGCAAAGGGAGACCAUCGUCGGGAGCAACGAGCAAGGGAUGGAGAUGGAUCUUCGGAUCAUUUCUCAUCACACCAACCCCACUCGGUGGCUCGGCAUUCCUUGUCGUCGAUCAUCUUCCAAGAUUCUCUCUCAAAAACUCUUCACCGCUGCCGUCGCAUACAUCUAUCUGUACUAUCUGGUGUUUAUCAGCUGCACGUCGGGACGCCUCUCGGCCCUACGACGUAUGUUCCCCCGUUUCACUAGCGCACAUCUAGCACGAUCUGGUGAUGGCGACGAGUUGCACAGUCCGGUCCCUCCCAGUCAAGCGACUCGACUCGACUCGACUCGACUCGACUCGAAUCCAAAAGGGGUGGCUCUCGGACCUGACCUGACGCCAUCGUCGCCGACGCCGAUGCUGAAUGAUGAGCAAAGCUGCUGUUUCUCUCAGCCCGUGCCCAACAACCUUCGAACUAAGACAAAUCCCCGUCCUCGUCCCGUCCUCGUCCCGUCCUGUAUCCCGCCCAACACCGACGCAUUCCUCACGCUCUUUCGUACUUUUGUUUUCGUCCGACCCGGAGCCGACAGACCGCAAGCGGCACCGUUUCCGCAAUCCGUCCGCGAACGUGACAGACCCUCACAAGAGAGAGAAGGACGGGACUGGAAACCUUCUAGCGCAAGAUCAGAUCUUAAGACGUCCGUCCAGGUCGAGCUAGAAUAUCUGGAUUCGUCCCGUCCUGAUCGCGGUCAUCGCAUCAUCAUCCAUUCUCCCUCCCCCUCACCCCGCUUCCUUUCCACCCCGCCAACCCUCUCUCCCAAACUCUCUUUCGGGGCGAUCACACGCACCCUGCGCGGUGCUACCGACGGGGAAUAA